GUGAGUGGCAUCACGUGAUAGCGGCUGCUGCGGAGGGUAGUGGCGGCGUCUCCGGGUGCGCGGGCUGCCCGGGACUGCCGAGGGCCGGCGGCUGCCUUUCUCCCGUAGAGUACGUUUUAAUUGUCAAUUAAGAUGGAUAUCCGAGGUGCUGUAGAUGCUGCUGUCCCAACAAACAUCAUUGCUGCUAAAGCUGCUGAAGUUCGGGCAAACAAAGUAAACUGGCAGUCAUAUCUCCAAGGGCAGAUGAUUUCGGGUGAAGACUGUGAAUUUAUUCAAAGAUUUGAACAGAAGAGAAAUCCAGAAGAGAAACAGGAGUUGUUGCAAACAGAAGGCAAUCAAUGUGCUAAAACAUUUAUAAACUUGAUGACUCAUAUCUCCAAGGAACAGACGGUUCAGUACAUUCUGACUAUGGUUGAUGAUAUGCUGCAAGAAAAUCAUCAGCGUGUUUGUAUCUUCUUUGAUUACGCAAAACGUGGUAAAAACACUGCAUGGUCCUAUUUUCUGCCAAUGUUGAAUCGACAAGAUCUUUUUACUGUGCAUAUGGCAGCAAGAAUUAUUGCGAAACUGGCUGCAUGGGGGAGGGAACUUAUGGAAGGCAGUGACUUGAAUUACUAUUUCAACUGGAUUAAAACUCAGCUCAGUUCACAGAAACUACGAGGUACAGGGGGCUCUGAAGCAGGAGCGGUCUCCACGAGUGAUAGUUCCCAGUAUGUACAAUGUGUUGCUGGGUGUCUGCAGCUGAUGUUAAGGGUCAAUGAAUAUCGCUUUGCGUGGGUAGAAGCAGACGGAGUAAACUGUAUCAUGGGGGUCUUGAGCAACAAAUGCGGCUUCCAGCUCCAGUAUCAGAUGAUUUUCUGUGUGUGGCUGCUGGCAUUUAGCCCUCAGAUGUGUGAAUACCUCCGUCGGUAUAAUAUUGUUCCAGUGUUGUCGGAUAUUCUUCAGGAAUCUGUCAAAGAGAAAGUAACUCGAAUCAUCCUUGCAGCGUUUCGGAAUUUGUUAGAGAAAUCUACUGAGCGAGAAACUCGCCAAGAAUAUGCUCUUGCCAUGAUUCAGUGUAAAGUUUUAAAGCAGCUAGAGAAUUUGGAUCAGCAGAAAUAUGAUGAUGAAGAUAUAAGUGAAGAUAUCAAAUUUCUACUGGACAAGCUUGGUGAGAGCGUGCAAGACCUUAGCUCCUUUGAUGAGUACAGUUCUGAGCUUAAGUCGGGAAGACUGGAGUGGAGUCCCGUACACAAGUCUGAGAAGUUCUGGCGGGAGAAUGCUGUAAGACUGAAUGAGAAGAAUUAUGAACUACUCAAAAUCCUGACAAAACUUCUGGAGGUUUCUGAUGACCCACAAGUGCUGGCUGUAGCUGCUCAUGAUGUGGGAGAAUAUGUACGACACUAUCCCCGUGGGAAGCGAGUGAUUGAACAACUUGGUGGUAAACAGCUGGUAAUGAACCACAUGCAUCAUGAAGACCAACAAGUUCGUUAUAAUGCACUACUGGCUGUGCAGAAGCUGAUGGUUCACAACUGGGAAUACCUUGGAAAGCAGUUGCAGUCAGAACAGCCUCAAACGGCCACUGCACGGAGCUGAACACUUCCAUCGGUUCAUGCUUAUAACUUCAGUAAAUUAAAAUCAAGGAAACAAUGAAAUCAAAUGUUCUUUGCCUGCUGCUAGAACAUAAACUUUCCAGCUUUCCUCCAGUGUUGUUGGCUUAGUAAAAAUUUGUUUGUCCAACUAGUUCUGAUGAUUAUGCCUAUUAACUUCCUGCUAUAUUCUGAAUGUAUAUGAGGAAAUGUGGCUAAUAUAUUGUGUUCGUUUUAUGUAUUUAUUCUCAUAAUAAAGAAUAUUAUUGAAUGAAAUUCUUUCCAUGUUAUAAUUAGCUGAGAAAAAUUGCUCUUUUCUUUUAGUGGGUUAUCAGUGUUGUCACUUUCCACAAAAAGCGCAUAGUCCCUGUAUGUCUGCAGACAUAUUAAUGUAGCUUUGACUUGGUGUUCUGUAGGAAAUACAGUAGUCAGAGAAACAUUGAUUAUCAGUAUUAAAAUAUGUACCAAGUCUCAAAACAGUGUUAAAAUUGUAUAUAAAAGCAAAUGUAUGGUUUUUUGGGGGAGGUGGGUUGCUUCUCUCAUUAGAGACAACAUUAAAGAAGCUGGAGAUGAGAAGAGAAAACAACGCUCAUCUAAUGAAAAAUGAUACACUUAAGAUUAUUAUUCUAGCUGUAUGACAUCAGCGUUAAGGCCGUAGAUCAGAGAUCAAGUUGCUUUUUUAUUUUUUAAUGACAAAUGUGCAGUAACUGAACUUGGAAUUCCGUGCUUUGUUUUUGUUGUUGACAGUACUUGCUAAUGUUGGGGUUCUAGUUUCAAUCUCAAAUCUAUUGUAUUUCCUUUAUAUUAAGCCUAAUUAUUUGGCUAUUAAUAUUUUCUGUGUUUUGUACCUCUUUGUAGUAACAAAGAUGUAAGCGUAAGUAAAUCAAAGAUGAUACAGGAUUGGCACAUGAGAACAGUCUUGUUGUGUAUAUAGCAGCUUGGCUCAAGGCACUUGCAACACUAAGCAUUUAAAAUGGGGCAGAGCUGUCCUGAAGAUUUUAACCUUUAAAAUCGGUCAAUUUCACCAAAAGCUUUUGUUGAAUUUUAACUAAUUCAUAAAACUUUGUACUGCAUUUGGGUUUUGUCCAACAAGUUAUAAUUAGCUUUAGCUUUUGCUGCUGAGCACUGGUUUUACUAUUCAUCUGUUUGCAUUAGCUCACUUAACUUGCUCAGCCUCCGUCUUCCAAAAUCUGGCAUGGGGCAGGCAGGCAUAUGCCAUGGUGGCAGAUUGAACGCCUCAGGGCAGUGUGAUGACAGCGUGGGUAGAGCUUGGUGUUAGGAAGAGAAUUGUGUGCCAGCAGUUUCUUUCCUUCCCUCUGGUGACAUGAAGAUUUAGAGAUGAGUGGAGAUUAGCUGCCAUGGAUCAGAUGACUAACUUCCUUCUAAAGUGAGGAGAUGCAGUUGCCAUCUUCCAAAUUAGGGUAAUCAACUUUGCUUUAUGAAUUUUUUCUCUGUUUUCCUAAUUUGUUUUCACUCUUAUGUUGAAUCCAAGAAUAAAUGGAGUUUAAUUUUCCUGUAAUGGAAGUAGCUGAGUAUUUGAAAUCUUUAUAAGCUGACUUUUAAGUUUUGCAUUUGAGGUUUCUUUUGCUUUUCAUGAUAUAUCUGUUUAAAUGAUUUUCUUUAAAUUUUGGUCUUGGUCUGAAAUCUACAUUGGAAAUAAAUUUGUAGAAGUUUGCAAGGUGCUGCAACUAUGAAGAGAGUUUAAAGUUGUCACAAUUCAAUGCAGGAGGGAUGGAGGGGAAGCACGAUGAACAGUACAGACUUCUGGAACUCAGGCAGGAAAAUGCUUUCAUCAUAUGCUUAGUGCAUGUUUAUUAUUCCCACAAGCCAUGUGGGAUCUUAAAGCCUGGAGGUGGAUGAAGAGGAAACCAGAUCUUGGUCUUGGCCACUGAAAGCUGCUCUGCUAGAAGCACAAGGGCUGAGCAGGAGAUGAACUGUCUAGGCCCUGGGAUGCACCAUGCUUCAACAAACCUCUCUUCAGUAUCACAUCAGAAUUGCAAAAAUGUCUUCAUGCACCUGCUUGAACAAAUGAAGUCUAUCAACAUUUUUCUAGUACUCAGAUCUGCUGGGUCAAUCUUUAUUUUUUUUUUGUGUUGAUGAAUAUGACAUGCUAGUUUUACCCUAGUAGGUGACAAGGAGCCAGAAGGAAUCCAGUUGACUCAUCGCUGUCCAAAAGUUUUGCUUCCUCUUUUUUCAUCUUCUGCAGAGUAGUUGUUGUCUUUUUAGAAGCACGUGUUUUGUCAGAGUUGAGAAAUGGAGCUAGUGGUUUCAUAGUGAUCAGGUAUGUUAUUUAAGUUAAUUAUACUCCCUUCUUCUUAGACUUCAAAAUGAUUAUUAAGCAGACAAAAAAUCUGCUUUGAAAUUUUCAAAUGGCCAUGGAUGUAGCUAUUCAAAUAUCAUAAAAAGCAGCAGCCUUGCUUGCAAGUGUUAGGUGUUCUGUUUAGGGAGUUAUUUAGGAACACUUCUUACUUUGGGAUAUGCAUAUUUCAUCAGUACAGCUGGUUCUGAGGUGCAUAAGACACUGAUUAACACAAAUGAUGUGCUGAAAAAAAUGUUAAUUGAUUUAUAUAAAAAAUCUGCUCCUUGGUCUCACUGCUGCUUGUAAGAUAAAUUACUGUACAGUAAGGAGCCAGACAAAAACAAGAAAUGGAAUAAUAGUUGACACUUAUGCGGUGUCUUGUUUCUGUUACUUGGUUGUGUCCAAGAACGCUUCUGUGCUAUAGGAAUGUAAUUGUUCUUGGGG
Messenger RNA from Cuculus canorus (common cuckoo), 4308 nucleotides. It is a transcript of the gene ATP6V1H, whose product is annotated as ATPase H+ transporting V1 subunit H. Gene Ontology annotation, molecular function: proton-transporting ATPase activity, rotational mechanism. Bases 133 to 1572 code for a protein of 479 amino acids. Gene Ontology annotation, cellular component: lysosomal membrane; vacuolar proton-transporting V-type ATPase, V1 domain. NCBI's taxonomy places the organism in Eukaryota, Metazoa, Chordata, Aves, Cuculiformes, Cuculidae. The record is from RefSeq and is a predicted model, not a curated record. The transcript is spliced from 14 exons. Gene Ontology annotation, biological process: proton transmembrane transport.